CCCGGAGAGGCGCCCCGGGACGGGCAGAAGGCGGCGGCCGCAGGCACGAGUGGAGGCGCGGACACAACAGCAGCGCUGGCGAGAAUUGACAGUGGAAAUAGUGGGUAUCUCCAUCCAAGUGGUGUCCCCUAGGUCUGCGUGGGCAUUCUUUUGCUCAUCAGCCUCACCCAGGCAGUUUGGGCUGCUUAGCCUCUCUCACUGAGCAGGAGGUGAGCAGGACACAUCAGGCCACUCUGCUGAGCAACUCCAGACAAACCUUUUUGACCUGUGUGUAGUUGUAUUUCUGCUGCUGUUAAUCUGCUUUUGCAGGUACCAUGGCCCGUGUCUUUGUCUACGGCACACUUAAGAAGGGCCAGCCCAACUACAAGCACAUGAUCAACACAGCCAAGGGGCUAGCAAAAUUCCAAGGAAGGGGCCGCACAGUGGAGAAGUACCCGCUGGUGAUUGCAGGAAAAUACAAUAUUCCUUACAUGCUGAACAUCCCGGGGACGGGCCACCAUGUUGCUGGGGAGAUCUACUCAGUUGAUGACCAGAUGCUGCAGUUCCUGGAUGAGUUUGAAGGCUGCCCAGACAUGUACCAGCGUACCCUGAUGAGAAUCGAGGUGGUGGAGUGGGAAGGGAAGGGUGGUGCCGAGGGCAUCCUGGAGUGCUUCGUGUACAGCACAGCCACAUACCCGCCUGAGUGGGUGGGGCUCCCCUACUAUGACAGUUACGACUCCUCAGGGAAACAUGGCCUCUCCUACGUCCUACGCGAAAGCCGGGAAUAGAAAUGGGAGGUAACACAGCCUGGCCGAAGACGUAGUACUAAGCACGUGUUGAUCAGUAACCUUUCCAGGAAAGCCGUAAUACCUUUUUAUUAAAAUGCAGGAUCUCUUGUAACCUUCCCAACCCAGAAGCCUUGGCGCUAGAGUUGAAGUCCUGUAAGCCCAGAGUUGGAGACUCCCUCCCCAGGUAGUUCAGUGUCCUCCUCGCCCCCACUAACCUGCUGCAAAGAACUGGGUUUUCAUGAGGGGUAAAAACUGUGUAUAUGCACACCCGGUCUGGGGUCUAAUUAUUUCCUCAGUUUCCCCCUUUGCCUUGGUGCAUAAUGGAGGUCAGUGAAAGGCAGAGGAACAGACUAAUUUUAUGGGUUUUUUUCCUGAAUUGACAAAAUUUCAUGUGUAGUUCUCCAAGGUGAAUGGAAUAAUGAUGAUACUAUGCACUAAUAGCUGAAACUGAUUUAAAAGUCAUGUCUGCAAAGUAAAGCACAACUCACGCUGAAUGUUGACUUGUAAUGGUAUUUAGUAGGUUACUGAAGAUACUCUGUGCUUCUAGACAAAUAGGAACUUACUGAAGAAAUAGAGAAAAUUUAAAGAUUAUUCUUACUCUGCACUGCAGUGUGUUUUUUUUGAACUGGAAAGGUGUAUUUUUAAAUAAUGUUUAGUUUUACAAGGUACUGUGAAAAAAUACUAAGAUAUUAUAAGAAAAUUAUAUUUAAAAUUAUAUUUUUAAUUUAACAUUCUAAGCACUUUAGGUUCCACUUCAGUUCACUGAGUGACUGUAGGAUUUGGGGGGGCAUAGGAGGGGUGAGUGAAGUUGAGGGCCAGGAAAAGCAAACCUACACUGAAGCUGUUGUGAGCACUUACUGUCAAGGUGACUUUUUGCCAAGCACUUUAAUGUAGAAUUUGCAACCAUAUGCAAACUGAGCUUUCUAUUGGGGGAAAGAUUUUUAUAUACAAUAUAAAAAUAUCCAAAGUACCUGUAUUGUGAUUAUUGCAACAUUUAAAUUGGGGAAAAAAUAUGUAAAGAAGACUGUUGUCCCCCUGACCCAACCAACUGUGCUGGUUUCUGUACAAUCUGGGAAAAUCGUGGCUUUCUGUUGUUACACUCCUGUGCCUUAUAUUUUCCUUCAACUGCAGGGUUUGGUACAAAUAUACAGUACAGUAUACAAAGCUGCCAAAGGGAUGGGAGCAGGGAAUGUAUGCCACAUGCAGUGAGCCAAAGUACAAUUAAAUGCACUUAUGAUGCCAUUAGGAACAACAUUGUACUUUUGCUUCACUGCCAGUAGUCCUGUGAUGGCCAGAGGAGAUCCACAGUAGAGAAUCAGACCAGGGAUCCCGGGUAAGGAAUCAGCCUAAACUUCAGCAGUAGUAGGCACUGCUGCAUCUCAUCUAGAAAAACAGACAGAAAGCUUUUAUGUUGCUGGAGUAAGCAAAUUAAGUAAUUUGAAAGUAGAAUACUUGUGUCUCUUUACACUACUUUUUUGUUUAGGGCAACCUGCUGUUGUGUUGAACUGUGCUCCUUUAGGAAGGGCCAGGAUGGCAGUAAGGAGAUUUCGAGGGAGAUCUGCAGAGUGUCUGCCUCAGUUUCUCCAACUUUAACAGCAUUGAUUUUCCUGGAAGACAGGUACUACCCAAACACUCUCCUUCCUCAUACUGAUGCAUUUUGUAAACUAAUUCACUAAGUAGAUCCCUGUCCCUUGGCUGCGUGAUUUAGUUAAAGUUAGCAGCGUCUCAAUAACAUGAAAAAUUCCUCUUCAGUCAGAAGUUUCAAGCAGAAUCAUGAACUUUUCAGGUUGAACAUGAGUCACCAGCCCUGCCACAGAUUGUUUUCAUCCUUCACCUUUCGGUAAAGGGCCCAGGUGUCUCUGGCCAGUGGGCUGCUUUCUAAGAAGCGGCAUUACUCUGUACUUCUUAGGCAAGAAAAUGAGAGCAGGGCAGCUCCUCUUUGUGGCAGUGGUCAAGGCACAGCAGGAAGGGUGACUUAGAGGUAUGUAGAAAGAACAGCUGUGGGAGGUGAGCCCAAAGACGGGAGUAGCCAGUGUCCUGGCCCAGGAACGGGCAGCAGCAGAGGCCUAGGCAGGAGCACAGGGACCGGAUGAUGCUGCAGAACGCAGGGACUGCAUCCAGUGGGCUGCAGCUGCUGACUUAGCAAGCUAGGGCACAGGAUGGAAUAAGGAGCCUCUGUUAAUCACAAACUAACAUUUUGGACCCAGUACACUUCCGGUAUCUACAUCAUCCUGUGGGGCAUGGAAUUCCUGAGUGAGGAGGAGAAAAUACUCCUUGCCCAAGUCACCAGCCCUUUUACUUCUGUUUAAAGGCUCUUAAAUAUUCCUCCUCUCCAGGUCCUCUCUGGUUUCCCAUACUGGAUACACAGCUUUUCCAGCAUGAUAUAGUCUUGUAUUAUGAACAGUCCUAGUUCUUCACACAGUCUUUAGUAAAAGCCUCUGCACAACAAAAGAUUGGAGAUUUGGUCUCCCUUUCCUGUAAGAAUUCAGGAGGAGGCCUGGUCUGAGGGACAGUACCUGCCUCUAGCAAUACUUUGGGGCAGCUAAAGGGAUCUGAGGACAGUGCCACCUCCUUGUUAAGACUUGCAUGCAGUAAUCAGUAUAAAGAAAAUUAAAGGGAGGGGCAAAAUUGAGCAUGGAGUUUGAAUAAAAGACAAAUCCCUUAAACUUGAAAUGAAAACACACAACAAAAGUCUGCACUAGCAAAAUAAAGCCUCUAACCUGUAAUUUAAAUCUAGUCUAUACAAAGCAUUCAAAAUAUUACAAUAAAUCUGAUCAGAAUUUAAGUCAUUGGUGAUACUUGUGCAGCACUUAAACAGAGUGUAGGAGAACUGCUCAGUUUACUCAGCGGUUAAUUUUUCGUUCUUGCCAAUAAUUCUGUGCAGCCUCGCUGGGGCCUCAAACCAGAGACAUUACUGUGGAGAAGACAAAUCAGAUAGGGCUUUUGUUGUGUUUUCUUUUUUUUUUUUUAAAGAGGCUUUUCCUGUUUUAAAGCAGAAAUGGUAUUUUAUUGAUUUUAUUUGAUCCUGAAAAAUCAAAGCAUUACAAAGGUUAUGUACAAGUAUUUCUGAAAGUAAAAAUCUGAGAUCCAUUGCCAAGUUUUAACAUCUGUGUUUGCUGUCUUAACCACUGAUACAGUAAAUAUGCCUGCAUUAAAUCUUGCGCAUAGUACUGUCCAUUUUCUGUGUUGAACUGCCUUAAUGUUACUUUAUGGAUGAAAAUAAUAAAGGUUUAGUUAAUUCAA
This is a messenger RNA of Neopelma chrysocephalum (saffron-crested tyrant-manakin), 4010 nucleotides long. RefSeq names its product gamma-glutamylamine cyclotransferase (gene GGACT). Gene Ontology annotation, molecular function: gamma-glutamylaminecyclotransferase activity. NCBI's taxonomy places the organism in Eukaryota, Metazoa, Chordata, Aves, Passeriformes, Pipridae. The record is from RefSeq and is a predicted model, not a curated record. The transcript has 3 exons. Bases 315 to 767 code for a protein of 150 amino acids.